Molecule: messenger RNA, 1580 nt
Organism: Pocillopora verrucosa
Lineage: Eukaryota; Metazoa; Cnidaria; Anthozoa; Scleractinia; Pocilloporidae
Product: trypsin
Biological process (GO): proteolysis
Molecular function (GO): serine-type endopeptidase activity
Source: RefSeq, a predicted model, not a curated record
AGAAGAGGAAAUAAGUUCAGCGACAAAACAACAAAAAAUGAUUCUGCAAAGGACUUUUGUUAGCUGUGUCUUGCUGAUAUAUUCUACCUGUCACUUCUGCCAAGUUUGUGUUUCUUCCCAAACAGCAGAGCUUUGUGGUGUAAGACCAAAAUGGGCCGAGCAGUCAAGUGAUAAAAGGAUCACUGGAGGACAUGAAGCUAAGCCCGGCAGCUGGCCCUGGAUGACGAGCAUUUUUGUUACGGGGCUGGGAGAGUAUUUCAAAUGUGGGGCCGCCCUUAUAUCGGACCGCUGGGUCAUCACCGCAGCUCACUGCACCAUUGCCAACAUUGGACCAAUACUAGCAGCAGCCAGUAAAUAUCCAGAGAUGCUGAAGGUGCGCGUUGGUGAACAUAAUUUGGAUCAGCCGGAAGGAACAGAGGAGGAUCUAAACGUAAAGAAAGUUGUGCUGCAUCCUAAAUGGGACAUAGGAGUGGAAAAUACGCCCAACGGAAAGCAAAUUUAUUCAAAACACGACAUCGCUUUAAUAGAGCUUAGCAGUCCGGUCAACUUUACUUCAAAUGUGAAAAGCAUGUGUCUUGAUAAUGGGCAACUCUUUAAAGCUGGCACGAUGUGUUAUAUCGCUGGCUGGGGCACUAAGAAAGUAAAAGGCCCUGCUACAAGAAUUCUUCACGAAGCCGCUUUACCACUUGUGUCGCAUGAACAGUGCAAUGGCCCCAAGUCAUACAGUGGAGUUAUCGGUGGCAACUUGAUCUGUGCUGGAUACAAACAGGGGGGUGUCGAUACUUGCGAGGGAGACAGUGGAGGACCACUAAUGUGCCAAGGAGAUGGAAAGAGGUGGUUCCUGACAGGUGUGGCGUCCUUUGGACACAUUGGCUGCGGUGUACCUUACAAAUAUGGUGUGUACACACGGGUAGUGAACCAUCUACAGUGGAUAUCACAAGUCACAGGGAUGGACCUACCACAGCCACAAGUCGACUAUGUACCGUUGAUUACAUAGAGAUGAUUGAUGGCAGUGUAGUAUUUGACGCUAGCACGUUUACCGGCAGUUGGGAAGGAAGGAAGAAAGAAAGGAAGGAGGAGGAAAGAGGGAGAGGAAUUCACGCGACAUGCCUGAAAACCAUUACCUGCCUUUUGCAGCCAUAUUCAUGAAGGGUCCUUUAAACAACCCUUGAGAAGAAAAUCACAAACAGAAACUUGCCAAGAAGGCAAAAAACAUGAAGUACAUAGAGCACACCACCGCUUAAAAAAGGAAAAUUUUACUCAAUCUUCUCUUAAUGGAUGCAUUUCCAAUAUCCUUUUAACCUCUACUAUCUGAUCCAUACUGACCGGAGAAUACUGACAUCAACUCGUACGUAAUUUUUUCAUUGAAUAGUACUACGAUCAAUAUUUCUUGAUCAACAUUUAUGAAUCACAAAGCUACCAAGUUCUUCAAGUUUUACGUUAACCUGAUGUUUGAAUAUUGCCCUUAAGUUUUCUAGCCCUAUAAGAAAAAUUAACUACUUGUUCUAUCAAGCGUUCCCUGGAAAAAUAAUGAGUUAAAGUAGGCGAGUAGUAAGCCAAACCGAGCUAGUGAUAAUUCG